AUGGCAGCAGCGGAGCUACAAAUCCGGUGGGUCUUCUUCCCCCGGGAAUCCUGCUACGAAAGUGCAAAAGCAAUCCAAUCCCCACAUCCCGCGCUUAAAAUUAACGAACAAACUGAUAACUCCAUUGCCAAGCCCGCGUCUGUUCCCGAGGUAACCCCCCCUCCCCCUGAAAACACUAAAAAAUGUUAAGCCUGCCUGGGAACCUAAACAGGCCCCCAGCAGCGUCAUUUCCAUAUCUGUCCUAUAAUAUUAAUAAAAUCUGGAGAAUUAUAUCCAUUAACUGGGCGAUUAGAAAGCCAUCAGGAAAUUGGACUUUCAAUCCGCUGGCCCAGGUUCAGAUUCCGCGAUAACGGCUAGCUGAAAAUGUUCUCGGGAGACACGUCGCCCCGAGUUUAAAUCCUCAGUAACACCUGCAAAUAGAUAGCCAAAUGGUUUGCCUCCUACCUGUUUGGAUUCUUGGCCCUGUUAUGUUUAGUUUGAAGGCUUUGUUUGUAGUAUUAUCCACAAGAAUCUCCUCGAGGGGAGAGGGUAAUUGAUUUUUUAUAUACAGUAUUUAUUAUUAGUAUUAUUUUAUUUUCAUAUUCGAAUUGAGACAACUGUUUGACCAAGGUUUCUUCUUGCGGGUGCUUAAUGGUCCUAUAACGAGGCAUUUGAGAGGCAUUAAGGCCAGUGGAGUCAAUUUGAACACCUCGAACUCAAACGUCGAAAUGCCUGGGUGAGUUUCCGGGGGUGUUGAAGGUUCAAACUGAUCGGUACAUUUUCGUUUGUCCUCAGGCAUGGCAAUCCUCUAGUAGAGUGCUGGGAAUGUGCAAAAGAAUUAUCAAUCCAAUCCUACUUUGAAAAUGGCGCCCAACAAAGGAUUGAUGACUUCAUAGCCAACUGGUGCACGGCAAGAAUUUCUGUUGCUCGUGAUGGUCACUGCAUUUGUUCCUCUUGGAUCCAGGUAUUAAUAUGUUAGGCCAGCAGAUCAGGAGCUUGUAAAAUUAAAGUUUAUCCAGUCCAAAACUAACGUCGUCCUCUUUUAUUCCACUUCUAACAGCUUAUCUUAAAAUUACACCAGAAAGAUUUUGGGGCAUUCGGAUUGUUUUAUCGUAAACCUAGGCCUACCAUUACAAUAGACCACCUGCAGAAUACGUUCUUGUAGUCAUGCUCCUGGCAUCUAUUUAUUUCCCAGCAUAUUAUUCCAAACAUGUCAAGUGCAACAUUCGUAAAGAAAUUCCUUAUUCAAAUUUUCACCUUAGCUUUAGAAAACACAACAUUCAACAAUCAAAAUCAGGCAUUUUCCGGACACUGUGUAAACUUGUUGCAAGAUUUUAAGGGUUCAGAUUUCCGAUCUCACAUAGUUGAAAGAGUUCUGAUACACUCUCUCUCUUUUAAAGUGCCUUGCCGACCAUGGAGAGUUAGUAGAGGGAGGUGUGGUUAGACUCAUAGACGUGCUGACCACUGAGAUCGGAAACCACCACGACCACUAUAAAAGUUACAUCACAGGCGACUGGAAACAAGAUCUUAUCGACUUCAAGUUAAACCAAAAAUUUGACUCCACUAUAGUUGAUCUUCUUCUGUACACUCUGGCUAACUCUACGUCAACUUCCUGCUAUGUUGUUGAUACCGUUGGUGCCAAUGAAGAUGUUCAAAUAAAAGCAGCUCAUCCAACCCGACCAAGUGCUGUUGCUGUAAGGGAAAUUUUUAUUUCAAAGAUAGGCCAACACUAUGAUCCGAUUGUUGACGACAAAUUCAGGCUUUUCUCGUCUCGAAAAAAUGUCGGCAGCCAUGACAGGGAAGCAGCCCUGCAAUACCCGCAACCGGUAACGCCAUUGCACAUGGCAAAAGGCAGUUCUUAUUCACCAGCAAAUCUGGCGAUAUUGGAGAAACAAGUUUCCAAUCGAGCGUACAAAGUCCACCUUGUCAAAUGGAGAACAGCUGCGGAAAGGUACGAAGCCAAGAGACUACAGCAAAGCACCUAACUGAGAGGGAAGACAAACAGCAGCGCCAGAUGAAAAGGAUAAAGUACUCUGUAUGGGAUGGAGUACUCGUAAAGAAUGUACAUGCCCUACCCUACGAUAUUGAUGGAAAUUGCAUAUAUCAGUUGCCAUAUUCGAAGAAUGAUAGGCUUGCAAGUUCAAGGGAUGGCAGACCAUGGCGAAUCUAA
This is a messenger RNA of Porites lobata, 2149 nucleotides long. The record is from the annotation of a GenBank genome assembly. Lineage: Eukaryota; Metazoa; Cnidaria; Anthozoa; Scleractinia; Poritidae.